Periconia digitata is the source of this 1092-nucleotide messenger RNA. The record is from the annotation of a GenBank genome assembly. NCBI's taxonomy places the organism in Eukaryota, Fungi, Ascomycota, Dothideomycetes, Pleosporales, Periconiaceae.
UUUUCCGCCGCACUCGAAUCCUUUCCACCCGCGAGUCUUCACAUCUGCUUAUCGUGGUCUACAUAGUAUUCGGCUUACAACAUCUUUCCAUCGCCCUGUGGCUUACUAGCGUCGGGUUAUUACAUUCGUCCUCCUACCUACACAACCGCAUUUCUUCCCAUCUUUGUCCGUAUUAUAUUUCUCACACGAUCAGAACAACAAUGCGUUCUUAUAUCUUUUCCACUCUGGCGCUCGCCGCCGCUGUUUCGGCGCAGAAUUCCACAGCGGUGCUCCUCAAUCCUUUCUUGGAUAUGGAAACUGUCACAGCGAUCGCAGCAGACAGCACUGCUACCACGUACACGAAAUCCUGCUCCGGAGACGGUCGUAUACCAGAUUCUGCCACAAGUGGUCCGGCUGGCUAUAUUACGUGUGAGCCGUUGGCCUUGACACAAGGCCCGUCUGUGUGGGAACUUCAUCAGACAGGCCUAGGGCCAGAUCCAGCGGCAUGUGACAUGAAAUGCAAAUUUGGAGAAGGUGGCUAUGAGAAGGCCGACGCAACUUGUACUAUGUCGUUCUCAGGCAUCUAUACGUCAUUGGGUUUCCCAGAAUCUUCGACAGAGACGGUUUUAGGCCCUUCCAAUUGGGCUUCUGGUAUGCAGGGAGAUGCAAAGCAAACAGUCGCUGUUAUAAAUGCAAUCUCAUCUUCCUCGAAUCCUUCCAUAACCUCUGCGCCUGGAAAGCCCCCUGGUGCCACUACUCCAGGUGCAUCGAGUGCCGGUGCCGCUGCACCUUCUGCUAACUCUACUUCGCCUACGAAGUCCAGUACAGGCAACACUCUGGCUGCUUAUUACAAAAUAGACAUACUUGCAUUCAUUGGAGGAGCCACUAGCAUUCUCGCUGCCAGCAUUCUGUUAAAGCCUUUAAUACAUGUAUCUGAGUGUUCCGUCGGUUGCGCCCUCUUUCUAUGUUUUGACUCUAUGGAUCGCAUACUCAUUUCCAAAAAAUGGACAUCUUUUUAGUCAUACUUCACCUGCUCGAGUGAAGCACGAAGUCGCCGCAUUCGGGUCAUUCUCCCGCGGUCUCACGUGCGAAGAAUCGAUUGCACUCCGAACC